Molecule: messenger RNA, 2959 nt
Organism: Raphanus sativus (radish)
Lineage: Eukaryota; Viridiplantae; Streptophyta; Magnoliopsida; Brassicales; Brassicaceae
Product: mediator of RNA polymerase II transcription subunit 15a-like
Exons: 12
Coding region: 96-2849 (917 amino acids)
Biological process (GO): regulation of DNA-templated transcription
Molecular function (GO): chromatin DNA binding; transcription coactivator activity
Source: RefSeq, a predicted model, not a curated record
UUCUCAAACUUUCAACCUAUUCUCGAUUCCUCCUUCCUCAAUUCAUCGAUCACGCUCCUUCCCCAGUCACCAACGUUCUCGUAGCUAGAGACUUAAUGGAGGGACAUUCUAGUCGGAAGCCUAACGAACAAGGCGGAGACUCUCUUGCUAGUGAUUGGAGAUCACAACAUGAGCCUGAUCUACGUAAGAGAGUUGCUCUAGCAAUAGUGGAGAAGUUGAAGAUCUUUUUUCCUAGACAUAAUACAGAUAGUAUUAAAAAGACCGCUUGUACAUUUGAGCAUAAGAUCUAUGGCAUGGCGAAAGAUAAGAAUGAUUACUUGCGGAAAAUCCAUGAAAUGAUAAUUGCUACCGAAAAAAAAUUCAGAACUGGUGGUACUUCAGCCAAUGGAGCUAAUACUCCAGAUCAAGCAGCUCAAGCUCUGAAUCAAGGACAAUCACUUCCCACCUCGUCGGCAUAUGCACAGACUCCAACAAGCCAACGAUGCUUAUCUGAAAGCAACAUUCCUGAAUCUUCUGGUUUGCCCACUCAGCCUCCUAUGACCGUUUCUGCUGCGUCUCAGAAUCUAAACAUUCAAAUGGGUGAAGGAGUUGAAUCAAAUCUUGGUCCCGGUCCUCAAAGACAGAUUCAAGGAAGGCAACAGCUUCUUCAGAAGCCUCAAAAGCAGCAACAGAGUUCCAACACCAUGUACCAGCAUCAGAUGGAUCAACAGCUUCUGAAAGGGAAAAUCCAUCACGGGAAUCACCAGCCGCAGCAGCAUCACCAGCAAAUGCCUCAUCAUAGAUCAUUGUCUCCUAUUGAGCGGUCUUUUCCUCAGUCUUCUGCUCUUUCUAGUCAUCCACAGAAGAUGGCUGUGCCGUCCCAGCAACAUAAAAUACUAGAACGGAAGCAUCACAUUAGUCAACUGAUGAAUGGUCAAGACACCCAGCAGACUCAUCUAACAUCGCAACAAAGCAAUGGGGAGAAACAACGGACCUCCCAGCAGAACAGUAUGGCUAGCUUUAAUGUGCAUGGAUCAAGUUUAUUUGGUACUCAAGGCCAAGAGGUGAAGCGGUCUCAAUCAAUGAUGCUACAACAUUCGAAUAAUACACAAAGGUUUCAAACAGCAGGUUCUAUGCACCAAAGCCAGAACCUAGCAGCCCAACAGAAACAGCCAUAUCAAUUUCAGACAGCCCAGCCGGCAAAUCCAUCUAUCUCUCAAGAUUCUAAAGGCAAGAUGUUAAACAUCAGUGGUGGUGACUGGCGAGAAGAGACCUAUCAGAAGAUAAAAGCUCUCAAAGAGGAGCAUUCAAUUCUUCUGAAUACAAUGUUACAAAGAUUAUCUGAAAAUUUGCAAGCGAUUGAUUCUAUUCCUGAACAGAAGAUGGCAUAUGAGCCUCAUGCUAAAAAUCUAAGGGCAGGCAAAGCGGCGUUGGAACAAGUUCUUGCGUUCUUAAAUGUCAGUAGGGGCAGUGUAUCAGAGAGGCUCAGAGAUAAGUUUAGCGUAUAUGAGAGACAGAUAUUGAAAUUUGUCAAGUCUCAGAGGGAAUGGCAGCAGCAACAAGUGCAUCUCCAUCCUUCUCAGACUCAUCAAACAUCAUUACAAUCUCAAAGUGGUCAAGUCCAUGUGCCACAGUCCCUUGACAGCGUUCAAAUGAAUUCAAGUUUGAUGCCAAAUCACCAAAACGGGCCCUUAUCUUGUUCAGUAUCUUCUCUUAAGACAUCAAGGGGGAGUUAUUCGUCGCAGACAAGGCCUAUGAGGGAACCAAAAGAUGACAACAACAUUAUGUCGUCCUCAUCAGGAAAUGCCGUGGUACAACAUUCUCUUGAACAGAGUCCACAGCUGGUCACACACUCGAACCAGGAGAGGCGGCAGCAGCAGCAGCUUCAGCAACAUCUCUCAUCGAGUCAGCGCCACCUUCCAAAGCCAAGUGCUUCUCCAGCACGUGUGUCUGACAUGUCUCCAUCAGCUUCAUCACCUCAGGUGCAGAACUACCAUUCUCCUCAUCAGCUGGUGGAGCAGCAGACUCUUCCUACACCAUUUAACAAAACAGAAUCUCAGGAGCAUCCUCCUCUGGUUACUCCUACUCCUGAGCCAAUCACAGAGCGGCCUAUUGAUCGUCUGAUAAAAGCGAUUCAAUCAUCAUCACGUGAAUCUUUGGCACAAUCAGCAAGUGAGAUGAGCUCGGUCAUCAGCAUGAGUGACAGGUUUGCUGGUUCGAUCCACUCCACCAGAGGAUUUAGAGCUAGUGUAGCCGAGGAUUUGAGUGAGAGGACAAGGCUCCGUUUGCAACAAGGCAAUACCAAGAGAUUUAAGCGCUCAUUCACCACUAUGCCUCUAGAUAUCACCACAUCACAAUCUGACAGCUACAAACAGUUCAGUGUCGACAAGAUCGAGCCUAGUCAUGCCCUCCUGCAAGAGAUCACUGAAAUAAAUGGGAGGCUUUUAGAGACAGUGGUGAGUAUAUGCAAUGACGAUGUCCGUCCAAGGGAAGUCAAUUUAGGAUUAACAGUCGUCACGUGUGCUUAUGUCCCUGUGGCUCUCAGUCCCACAUUCAAAGCUCUUUACGAUUCAGGACAUAUCUCACAGAUUCAGCCGUUACGUUUACUAGCUCCUCAGAAUUAUCCAAAUUCCCCAAUACUUCUAGAUAACGUCCUUUUUGACAGCGCCAGUGAGGAUUUAUCUUCGAGAGCUAGAUCGAGGUUCAGUUUGGCCAUGACGAAAUACUCAGAACCAGUGUUACUUAAAGAAAUAGCUAAAGUUUGGGAUGAGUGUGCGAGAGCUGCAAUGCUCGAGUACGCUGAAAGGCGUGGUGGAGGCACUUUCAGCUCCAAGUAUGGUCGUUGGGAGUCUGUUCUGAGAGCUUCAUGAGCUUUUUUAAAUACCUUUUGUACAGAGGUUGAAAACUUUUAAAAGCCUCAAGUUAAGGUUUUCUUAUUUGCCUUGCGGUAGAAGAAACAUCAAUAUGUGUAUUGUUCUUG